Messenger RNA from Camelina sativa (false flax), 783 nucleotides. RefSeq lists its product as uncharacterized. NCBI's taxonomy places the organism in Eukaryota, Viridiplantae, Streptophyta, Magnoliopsida, Brassicales, Brassicaceae. The record is from RefSeq and is a predicted model, not a curated record.
CCACACUUUUGUCUGAACGAACACACAAAAUAAAAAAUCUUUACUUUGACAUCUCUCUCUCUUCUUCUUCAAUUUCUUCACGGUUCUUGCUUUUGCGUUAUCCCCAAAAUUGGCAACCAAACCCCUCUCUCUCUCUCUCUCUCUCUCUUGAAACUCCACAAUGAGUCCGAUCGUCAUAACCCAGUUAGCCACAGGUAUCAGCGUGUUAGCCGGUGCGGUCUUUAUCAAAUCGGUCAUGGACCAAAAGCCUAUGGCUGGUGGUGGUCAGUUCCCUCGUUGCCCGACUUGUAACGGUACAGGACGAGUCGCUUGUUUCUGUUCUCGAUGGUCUGAUGGUGACGUUGGAUGUCGUAGGUGUUCUGGUUCGGGUCGUGCGGCUUGUAGCAAUUGUGGUGGUUCUGGAACAGGUAGACCUUUACCGGCUCAGCUUACGGUUCAGCCACCACCGAACCGUCCUUAUUGAUUGUCAAACAAAAAUUUGUAUACUUUGUAAACGAUUCUUCUCUCUUGAACUCUCGAUUACUCCUCUGUCUUGUAAGUUGAUUAUAUAUAUACACAUAGAUGAGAACAGAUUCAUAGCUUUUAUGAUUGCUUCUUUUUCUUUGUGUUGGGUUUGUACUGUUCAUAUUUAAAUUGUCAUCAAUGGUGGCUUAAAUUAAAUCUCUAGAACUAAGACGAUGGGGUUUGAUCCAAAGAUUCAUAUAGCUAGCUUCUUUUUUGUGUAAUAGUUUUUAGGGUAUUGUUAUGGAUGAUUCAGUAUUCAGUAAAAUGGACUUUGUUUGA